AUGAGUGUUUACUCCAAGAUUCAGAAGAAGAAGAUAUCGAUAGAAACUCUAUUCCAAUUACUCAUGUUAGCAUAUGGCGUAGGAGCUGAUGCUAUUGAUGAUUAUGUGCGCAUAGGUGAGAGCACUACAAUUGAAUGCUUGGAAAAAUUUGUUGAAGGUGUCAUUUCGGUGUUCGAGGAUGAAUACUUGCGAAAACCCAAACCAAAUAACGUACAACGCCUGCUACAAAUGGCGGAGGGUCGUGGCUUCCCUGGCAUGUUGGGUAGUAGUGACUGCAUGCAUUGGCAAUGGAAAAAUUGUCCAAAGGCGUGGAAAGGUAUGUACAUGAGUGGUUAUCGUGGGGUUGCAACUAUAGUACUUGAGGUUGUAGCAUCUUCAGACCUUUGGAUAUGGCAUGCGUUCUUUGGAGUUUCUGGUUCAAAUAACGAUAUCAACGUGUUAGAUCGUUCUCCAGUAUUCGAUGAUAUUCUAAAUGACCAUGCUCCGGAGGUAAAUUUCACUAUUAAUGGUAAUAAUUAUACUAUGGGAUACCAUUUAGCAGAUGGUAUUUAUCUUGAAUGGGCCACAUUUGUCAAAUCAAUCUCAAAGCCACAAGGGGAGAAAUGCAAGUUAUUUGCACAAUACCAAGAAGGGCAAAGAAAAGAUGUGGAGCGAGCAUUCGGAGUGUUGCAAGCACGCUUUGCAAUUAUACGUGGUCUAGCUCAUUUUUGGGAAAAGAAGAAGCUUGCCAACAUAAUGAAAGCUUGUAUUAUAUUGCAUAAUAUGAUUGUUGAGGAUGAAAGAGACACUUAUGCAGGAAAUUUUGCUCAGGGCUUGGUCUUGUCGUCAACUAUAAAGCUUAAUUAUGUUUUUCUUUGUAUUAAGUAA
Molecule: messenger RNA, 867 nt
Organism: Arachis duranensis
Lineage: Eukaryota; Viridiplantae; Streptophyta; Magnoliopsida; Fabales; Fabaceae
Exons: 1
Coding region: 1-867 (288 amino acids)
Source: RefSeq, a predicted model, not a curated record